GGAAUAAAUGCUAUUUUGGUGUGAGGGGACACUCUUUUAUCCUGUACUCGGCGUGAAGGAAUCACUUCGGAUGUCAAGAGCCGCACUUGUUGUGAGGGCACGCACUUUCGUCAGGGGCACGGAGACCGCCCCGAGCUCGGGAAAUGGCGAUACCCGCCUCGCACGGCGCUGCUGCCGGGCUGUCACGGCAUGAGGAGCAGCCGAGCACACCCAGCCCGCCCCUCAGCCAUGGCGGGAGGGCCGUGCCGGAAGGGGCCGCCCCGGGCCGGGCCGGGCUGGGCAGGGCUCCGCGAUCUCCGCCGCGAUGCUGCCGCUGCUCCGCCGCGCUUGGGCGGCCGCCGUGGCCUCGUCGUCCCCGUCCUGCUCCUCCCGGCCGGGCCGGCGCCGCUGCAGCCUCGGCGCCUGCUGCUCGUACCGCCUGCGAGACGCCCUGCAUCCGCUGUGGCAGAGCCCGCUGACCAUCCCCGGGGGCACCCGCCAGUCUCCCAUCAACAUCCAGUGGAGGGACAGUGUUUAUGAUCCCUUCCUGAAGCCCCUGAAAAUCAGCUACGACCCCACCACCUGCCUUCACAUCUGGAACAAUGGCUACUCCUUCCUGGUGGAGUUUGAUGACUCUGCUGAUAAAUCAAUCAUCGUUGGAGGUCCCUUGGAAAAUCAGUACAGGCUGAAGCAGUUCCACUUCCACUGGGGAGCCAUCAAUGACUGGGGCUCAGAGCACACAGUUGACAGCAAAUUUUACCCAGCAGAGCUGCAUUUGGUGCACUGGAAUGCUGUGGAAUACCCGAGUUUUGAGGAUGCUGUGAUGGAAGGGAAUGGCCUGGCUGUUAUUGGAGUGUUCUUGAAGCUGGGAGCACGGCACGAAGGGCUGCAGACCCUGGUGGAUGCCCUGCCUGCAGUCAGACACAAGGACACUGUGAUUGAGUUUGAUGAGUUUGAUCCCUCCUGUCUGAUCCCUUCCUGCCCUGAUUACUGGACCUACGCUGGCUCCUUGACCACUCCCCCCCUCACUGAAUCAGUCACGUGGAUCAUUAAGAAGAAACCAAUCGAGGUGGAUGAGGAUCAGCUGGAGGCGUUUCGGACGCUGCUGUUCACGUCGGACGGGGAGGAGGAGAGGAGGAUGGUGGACAACUUCCGGCCGCUGCAGCCGCUGAUGGACCGCACGGUGCGCUCGUCCUUCCGGCCCCAGCUCAGCCCUUAGCGCCCCGCACUGAGCUCUCACCACCCCUCACACCAAGCCCUUCCUUGCCUGCCACUGGGGUUUUUUAGUUUUGCUUUUUUUAAAAGAAGUGGAUAAUGUUAACCCUUAGCAGUUGAAAAUGAGGAUGGGGAGCUCGUUCCCUGCUCCUCUGAAUUGUUCUGGUGAACUCAUCAUUCCACCCCCAGCUCAGCCCUUAGCACCCCAGCAGAAAGUUCUCAUCACCCCUCACAUCCAAGCCCUUCCUUGCCUGCCACUGGGGGGUUAAUAGUUUUGCUUUUUGUAAGUGAAGUGGAUAAUAUUAACUCUUAGCAGUUAAAAAUAAGGAUGGGGAGCUCGUUCCCUGCUCCUUCUCUCAGUUGUUCUGAUGAACUGCACAGUGUGCUCAUCCUUCUGCCCCCAGCCCAGGCUGCACAGCAUUUCUCAUCAUUCCCCUCACAUCCAAACCCUUCCUUGCCUGCCACUGUGGGGUUUUUAGUUUUGCUUUUUUGUUUUUUUUUUUACAGAAGUGAAUAAUAUUAACCCUUAACAGUUAAAAAUAAGGAUGGGGAGCUCGUCCCCUGCUCCUUCUCUGAAUUGUUCUGAUGAACUGCACAGUGUGCUCAUCCUUCUGUCCCCAGCCCAGGCUGCACAGCAUUUCUCAUCAUUCCCCUCACAUCCAAACCCUUCCUUGCCUGCCACUGUGGGGUUUUUAGUUUUGCUUUUUUUAAGAGAAGUGGAUAAUAUUAACCCUUAGCAGCCCCUUGUUCCCUUGGAGCCCCUUGUUCUAAGGCAGGGCUCAGUAAGGAAUUAUUAAGACAGUUAAAAAUAAGGAUGAGGAGCUCGUUCCCUGCUCCUUCUCUGAAUUGUUCUGUUUCUUCAAAUGCUCUUUCAGUGCCUUGCAUGAAUUAAUAAUCCUGGGUAGAAAUUGCUAAGAAGGAGGAAUUGGGAAGAAAAGAAAAAUAUCAGUACUGAUCAGGUCCUUUUGGGGAAUUGUUUGAUGUCUGGGAAGAGAGGCUUCUCUCAGAGACAUUUUACCUUCUUCCUUUUUCCUUGGAUGACAAGGGGAGAAGGACAGAAAUGACUUCCAAGAUCUAUUUCCAUUCUUCUGGCUGCACUUUGUGUGUUUGCUGUGGGUGUGUUGUAAGACACCAGGAGCCAGAAGACUUUUAACAACUGUAGAAGCUUUUGGCUUUGUCAGCUUUUGCUUUCCUGUGUUAAUAAUCUGUCAAGAGAAGGGAGGAUAAGAGAAUUCACCAGUAUUUCAAGACUGGCUAGAGCAGCAAAUUAGGUGAAAAUGUCCAAUUGAUCCCAGGAACCUGAUCCCAUCAAAGGAAAGCAAGAUUAGAUAAAACCCAGCUGACCCUCCCAGUGGGAUUAGGGGAAAAACCCCAAACCAAUUCCUCAAACCUGUGCUAGGAGAGUGUGGGCUCAGAAAAGAUUUUUAUUUCAGCAGCUCACAGAGCCCCAGUGCUCUCUUCAAAGCUUUGCCUUGAGAUGUAUUUUCCUCUAAAAACACUUACCCAGCUUCAGGACCAGUGGGGACCAGUUUGUUUUUAUUGCACCUUAUGGGAAGGUCCAGGGGUUGGAAUUGAUUUGUGGACCAAGCAGAGCUGCUGUGGGAGCUGCCCCAGGGAUCACUGACUUCUCACUACUGGCUCUGUCUCACCUUUCUCUCUGCCCCUCCAUGCUCUGCAGAUUCAAUUCUUGCAGCAGAUUUCUGGUGAGGAGCAGCUCUGUCUGUCUUUCCUCCCUUUGAUUCCUGGUUGGAUUCAGUGAAGCCAUGACCUUGGCAAUGCUAAAUCCAGACCUUUCCAAUUGGUACUUUAAUUUUUUUAAAGUAUUCAGUUUCAAAGCACCUUAACACUUUUCAGUGUGACCCUGAUGAUUUUAAGGGUUUGAGUGCCCAGAUCCUGCCUUUCCUUCCCCCAUAGCUCUACCUCAGGCUGUUCUGGUGCCACAGUUGUGCCUCUGUCCCCUGCAGUGUGGCCACUCCAGCUGCAGUGACUCUGGGUGGUGAAAGAAGGAAAUCUCCUGUCUCAGUGGAGAAUAUUUUCCUGUCAGGAAUUCAGUGGAGCUCUUUGGUUUCCCCACUUCCCCCAAGCCCUCCCUGCCUGGGGGAACAUUUCCAUCUUGGUUGUGCCAUCUCCAAUCCUGGAAUUAUUUUGGGAUAUUGGGAGAUGUCCCUGCCAUGGCAGGGGUGGCACUUGAAGCUCCUUUCCCACCCAAACCAUUCCAUGAUUUUCUGAUUCCAUGACCUCAGUUGAACUCUGCAGACUUUGCCAUCACCACACAGAUUUUUAGCUACAAAACCACACCAGUGAUGAUUUUGCUGGAGAAUGAUACAUUCCAAAAUAAAGAUGGAAGGAAUAUCUACAAUUCUGGGAACAGCAAAAUAAUGAUUUUACUUUUUGCCUGAAUAUAUAAUAAUUAUGGUCCAGUCAUUAAGUUUGAGAUAUUUAUUCAGUGCUGUUCUUGCAGAUACUUUUCUGAGUAGGACUCUGGAGAAAGAUGGCAGCAGCUCAGAUAUUUUCUAUUCAUUAAUAGACAAAAUUGUAAUACAGAGACUCUUAAUGUUGGCUUUUAUUUGAAAACAGAUCUGCCUCAGCAGCACUGGGCUGUGCAUCAAUCUCCUUAUCAUUUAUAAGUGGAUCUUUUAAAAAUCUUUUGUAACUGCUCAGCUUUAAAUUGCUUUUCUGAUUUCCACUGGUUUUUUUUUUUUUUAUUUCUCUGAUCCACUGAGAAGAAUCACCAGUUGAUCCAGCUUUCCCAACAAACCCAAAAUCCAGAUUAUUUUAGGGAACUGCCAGGGUGUAAGUGUUUAAUUUCACACCCACUGAGUUCUCCAUGGUUUGCUCCACUCAAUCAGAUUUUCCUCCUGGAUGUGUAAAUCCCUUUUGAACCAGCCUGCAUCCAGCAGAGGGAAUGUGGGGUAUUUCCCUUCCCAGUGACCCAGUUCAAGUUCUCAGACAGAUUUAUUUCAAGUUCUCACAGAGAUUUACUUUGUUCAAGUACUGCCAUGGAGGCUUUGUUAGGGAACAGUGAAUUACCAGGGACACAGUGAAGCUGUGUCCAUAUUUCCAUCAAAUCACACCCAUUUUUACUGACAUAAAAUGAAGAAAUUCCAAUUUCAGCACUGAUUGCUUCAAAUAUCUGGAAACAGGGUUAAUGCAGAUAAAAAAUUACUGUGCUACAAAAAGAGGUUUUACAGGGGUUUUGCUACAUUUAUUUUGCUGUUUCUUGAAUCCUGCAUUUCUGUGUAAUGUUUUAGCAUCUCCUUAAGGCAGGCAGGAGCUCAGCUGCAGGGCAGAUUGUUGGAAUUAAUCUGGAAAUUACCACACUGGGUUUUUUUUAAAUUUUUUUUUUCAGUUUUAACUCUUCUGCUGCAAUGACUUUAUUGACCUUGUGAAUGUAAACUUCAGGAAAAUAAUUGUGUUUAAAACAAGAGAUGGGAUAAAAUUCCUGUGCCUUAUUCUCUCAGUUCUGUGUGGAAAAAAAUGAUUUGAUUGUUGGGUUAGAGCUGAUUUUUUUGUGAUGAUUUUGCACAAUUGAGUUAAAAAGGAAUCUUUGGGCUCUUUUGGGUGGCACAAUACAAAAGGGCCAAAGCACAUAUUUGUAUUUUCCUUGCUUAAGAGUCACUUUAUUGCUAAAUACUGCCCUGGGAGGCAUUUCUGGGGCAGCAAGGCCCAGGAAUUAAAGGAAUAAUUCUGGGACAACUCCCUGCAAAGGGAGGAGAAGGUUUGGAGCAGUGCUGGUCUGACUCCAGCUGCUUUUCAGGAACUCUCUAAAAUUCUGUUUUUACCUUGUCCUGGGUGAUUUCCCAGCUGGGACAGCUCCCUGUGCUGUUGGGGUGUUUGAUCCCUGUUCUGCAUUCCAGAACUUUCCCUCUUCAGCUGUUCCUGACCGCUUCUGUGCUGCCUUUUCUGUCAGCACUGACAGAGUCUCUCCCCUGGUUUUGGAAGCUCCAGAACUGGAGUUUGCUUUGAUCUCCACAGGGUUUUUAGAGGACUGCUUUGGAUGCCUUAAUUUGGGAUGUUUUAACUUGUAUUUCCUGCCACAUCUUGGCUUUUUUUUCUCUUUGUGCAUUUUUUGGUGGCCUUUGUGCCAUUGUGUAUUUAAUGUGUGUUACCUGCCUGAAAUCACUGUCUGCAGACAACUCCUGGAACAGGGAAUGCUUUAUGUUUUCCUGGGAUCCAGGCCCUUCCCCAAAGUUUUUCCCUGGCCCUUCCCCAAAGUUUUUCCCUGCUGUUUAGAGCCCUUCAGCUGCUGCAUUUUACACUGUUACAUUAGUGUGCAACUACAAUAAAGGAACAGAGAAACCCA
Messenger RNA from Oenanthe melanoleuca, 5497 nucleotides. RefSeq names its product carbonic anhydrase 5A (gene CA5A). Bases 305 to 1198 code for a protein of 297 amino acids. Gene Ontology annotation, cellular component: cytoplasm; mitochondrion. The record is from RefSeq and is a predicted model, not a curated record. The transcript is spliced from 7 exons. Gene Ontology annotation, molecular function: zinc ion binding; carbonate dehydratase activity. NCBI's taxonomy places the organism in Eukaryota, Metazoa, Chordata, Aves, Passeriformes, Muscicapidae.